UUCAUUCAUCCUCAGUAGUCAUGGCCAACUCCAAAACAACGAUGCUGGUAUUGGUGGUGGCAGCGCCCGUGGCAGUGGCACUUCUUCUGUAUAGACUAGCUGAGUUUGACCCGGCGUCGCUUCCUGAGCAUGUAUUGUAUCGAUCACCGCCCGUUGUGCCAUCGAAGCGAUAUGGCCGAAUACUAGAAUCGGCGGAGCGAGUCGGGGAGGGGCUCUUACCAGGGCCCGAAGACCUUGCAUACGACUCGGAGACAGGGCACAUAUACACUGGUUGCAGCGAUGGUUGGAUUAAGCGUCUUCACGUGGCAGACUCGGCUGAGGAGAAGGAGACGGCGAAAACCCAGGUGGAGGUCGAAAACUGGGCUUUCACCGGUGGUCGACCGCUCGGUCUGGCUUUCGGACCCGACAAGCAACUCAUCGUCGCCGAUGCUUACAAGGGACUCUUAAGAGUGAGUAGAGAUGGAGCAGCCGUGGAACUGUUAACAGAUGAGGUUGAGGGAUUGAAAUUCAAGCUAACUGACGGUGUUGAUGUGGGGAGAGAUGGAGUGAUAUACUUCACGGACGCAUCUUAUAAGUACGGUAUGGAAGAGCACAAUGAGGAAGUCCUUGAAGGUAGCCCCUACGGUAGGCUGAUGAGCUACGAUCCGUCCAUCAAUGAGACCCGAGUGCUGGUGCGACACCUCUACUUCGCCAAUGGGGUUGCCCUCUCACCCGAUCAGGAUUUCCUCAUCUUCUGCGAAACAAUUGUGCGAAGAUGUAGCAAAUAUCACAUCCAAGGUGAGAAGCGAGGAACCAUGGAGACCUUCAUUGAUAAUUUGCCUGGUUUCCCAGAUAACAUCCGCUACGACGGAGAGGGCUGCUUUUGGAUCGCAUUAACCUCGGAAAAGACGAGCUUCGGGGAUGCAAUGAUGAGAUAUCCUAAACUACGGAAGACGGUGUGGAUGUUGGGAAAAGUGGUGAGACUCCCACGUAGGCUGAGUAAUGGGGGAGUGAUGGGCGUCAAUUUGGAAGGAGAAGCCAUUUCACUCUAUUCUGAACCAGGGUUGUUCUUAGUCACUGGUGGCAUCAAGAUUCGGAACCAACUAUACAUAGCUUAUCUUACCAACAACUACAUCACCCGUGUUCAUCUCAACAAACUUGUAUAA
Molecule: messenger RNA, 1145 nt
Organism: Telopea speciosissima
Lineage: Eukaryota; Viridiplantae; Streptophyta; Magnoliopsida; Proteales; Proteaceae
Product: protein STRICTOSIDINE SYNTHASE-LIKE 6-like
Exons: 4
Coding region: 21-1145 (374 amino acids)
Biological process (GO): biosynthetic process
Molecular function (GO): strictosidine synthase activity
Source: RefSeq, a predicted model, not a curated record